This is a messenger RNA of Solanum verrucosum, 707 nucleotides long. RefSeq names its product histone H3.3. Lineage: Eukaryota; Viridiplantae; Streptophyta; Magnoliopsida; Solanales; Solanaceae. The transcript is spliced from 5 exons. The record is from RefSeq and is a predicted model, not a curated record. Bases 96 to 506 code for a protein of 136 amino acids. Gene Ontology annotation, cellular component: nucleosome. Gene Ontology annotation, molecular function: structural constituent of chromatin; DNA binding; protein heterodimerization activity.
AUAUAUAAAUCCCUUAUUUCUCUUUCUUAAUACCUCAGCUUUUAUCCACUUUCAAAUUUCAAAUUCUCUCUGCAACCUUUUCAGAUUGUGAAGAAAUGGCUCGUACUAAGCAGACAGCUCGUAAAUCUACCGGUGGAAAGGCUCCAAGGAAGCAACUUGCUACAAAGGCUGCGAGGAAGUCAGCCCCUACCACAGGAGGAGUGAAGAAGCCUCAUCGUUACAGACCUGGAACUGUUGCUCUCCGUGAAAUCCGAAAAUAUCAAAAGAGCACUGAGCUUCUCAUCCGGAAGUUACCAUUCCAAAGGCUUGUCCGUGAAAUUGCUCAGGAUUUCAAGACAGAUCUGAGGUUUCAAAGUCAUGCUGUGCUUGCACUUCAAGAAGCUGCUGAAGCAUAUUUAGUUGGUCUCUUUGAGGACACCAACUUGUGUGCCAUCCAUGCUAAGAGAGUCACCAUAAUGCCCAAGGAUAUUCAACUUGCAAGACGGAUUCGUGGAGAACGAGCUUAAGCUGAUCACAAUGCUGAUUAAUGAUCAAUCUCUUUUUGGUUGCCCGUGUAUGGUUUUAGCCUUUAUGUACCGAACUAGUAUCUUUUGUUUGUACCUGGAUGUAGAUCAGUGGAUGCAUAUCUAAAGGACCUUAUUGUGUUCUGUAAAUGCUAGCACAGGGACACAAUACAUUGAUUAAUAUGAAUUGCUGAUUCUGAUUAA